AUGGAAAGCUUCGUCAAGUCUCGUGAAACCCGGCCUCAGCUGCUUCAAAGCCUCUUGGCCGCACUUCCGCCGUUGGACCCUUCCCUCGAAGAGUUUCGCGAUGUCGCCACGCUUCCAGAUGGCUACAAGAUUGACCUCCAAAUCGUUCGCCCCAAAGGCGUGAACGAAGCCCAGGGCGGCAGGCCUCUCAUCCUCCUAUGGCCAGGUGGCGGCUUCAUCGUGGCGGGGGUUGAGCCGACAACCCGACCCGCUCGGGAGUUCGCAUUAGAGUUCGGUGCUGUCGUCGUCAACGCGACUUAUCGUCUGGCUCCGGAGCACAAGUUCCCCCAGUCCGUCAGGGAUGGCUGGGAGACGGCCGUUUGGCUGUCCAAAAACGCGAGUCGCUUCGGUGCGGACAUCACCAAGGGCUUCGUCGUAGGCGGCUUCUCCGCCGGAGGAAACAUCGCCGCCGUCGUCGCCCAGCGGUCCGGUGUCGAGGGACUCGGAAUCACCGGCGUCCUCAUGGGAAUUCCCGUCCUCUUCGUCAAGGAGAUCGUCCCGCCCAAGUACGCUGCGGAGUGGACAUCGCGGGAAGAUAACGCUACGUGGAGUGAGUCGUUCACGACGGCGAUCAUCCAAGACGUUCAAAAGGCUCUGGAACCCGACGUGAAGUCGCCGUGGUACUCUCCCAUCAACGACCCUGAGGCGAUCCCCAAGUCGCCAAAGGCGUACAUCCAAGUCGGAGACAGAGACCCCUUGAGAGACGACGGCUUGAUUUAUGCAAAGGUUCUGAGAGAUAAUGGCGUCGAAGCGAGAGUUGAUAACUACCCGAACUGGGGACAUCAAGGAUGGACCAUUUUCGCACCCAAGGAUAUACCCGCGGAUUUGGCAGCGAACACGAUGAAGGGAAUGAAGUGGCUUCUGGGCAGAGAAUAG
Messenger RNA from Colletotrichum truncatum, 915 nucleotides. RefSeq lists its product as uncharacterized. Gene Ontology annotation, molecular function: hydrolase activity. The record is from RefSeq and is a predicted model, not a curated record. NCBI's taxonomy places the organism in Eukaryota, Fungi, Ascomycota, Sordariomycetes, Glomerellales, Glomerellaceae.